AUGAAUGUGAAGUACUGCCCGAAGUGCCCGUUCUUCUCUUACCAGCUAACCAGAGUGAUAACGCAUAUAGGUUUAGUGCACAGUGGAGAGCCGAACUUCAGCAUAUUCUGCGGCAUCGAAGGCUGCGCCAACACGUACAGGAACUUUUCCUCGUAUAGGUCACACCUGUAUCGUCGCCACACAGCCGUGCUAGAAGAAAAUGGCAGCAAUUGCCAUCAGCCAUCCGUCGAGCGCCCAAGUCUUGGAAGUAGCGCUGAACUGCCAUCAAGCGAAGAGUUUCUACAAGAAAUGGACAGUGCCGACAUGGCAGCCACCGACAGCGGUAAUCUGCAGGAAGAAGCCUCUGCGGAAGAUUUGCCAUCACAGCAGAGGGCAGCUCCAGAUAAUCACUUUGAGCGCUUUCUGCAACAAGCGAAAUCUACGAUAUGGGAUUUCUUCUUUUCCGUUACAGCGCAACAUAGCAUAGCGUAUGUUGCAGCUGAGAAGAUAUUUACUGAAUUGAAGGUAGUGUUUGAGCUUGUGCUAAAGGCAUAUGGCGAAGAGCUUGUGAAGACAAUGAGGGCACCGGCGAUGGGCUCUGAAUUGCAGAGUCUUCUUCACUGUUCAUUUCUGCCUGAACUGUUUGAUGGAAUUGACAGCAAAUGGAAACGGGAAAAGUAUAUAGUGGAGAAUUUUCCAUUUGUGCCACCUGAAGAGCACUAUGUAGGCGAGGCUGCAAAAUAUCACUACGUCCCAUUGCCAAAACUCCUGACUGCACUUUGUCAGCUCCCUGACGUUGCAGCUCAUUUGACACUACCAAAUAUCGAGCGGCAUGCACCCUCAGUGUACAGAGAUUACACAGAUGGCCUGGUGUACAGGGACUACCUGCAAUCUGUCAUUCCAGAGGGCAGCACGCACAGUAUUAUUCUUUUAUUUUACACAGAUGAGAUAGAAGUGGUAAAUCCCCUCGGAGCAAAGCGAGGCAAACACAAGAUUCUUGCUGUAUACUGUGGCUUGCUGAAUCUCCACACCAAGUAUAGAUCCCAGCUUGACAAUAUCUAUCUGAUCAUGCUUGUGCGCUAUGUGCAUGUCAAGAUUCAUGGUCUCGGCAGCAUACUGCAGCCACUGUUGGAAGAUCUGAAGAAGAUGCACAAGGAGGGCCUCACAUUAAGUGUUGAAGGACAUGACAUAAAUGCCAAAGUUGUUGUGUUCGCCUUUUGUGGAGACAAUCUGUCACUGAACCGCCUAGGUGGUUUCUCAUGCUGCUUCAGCAACGGACGAGUUUGUCGUUACUGCAUGGUAUCGGCAAAGCACCUAGCAGAAAAGACCAGCGAAAUAAUGUGUCAGGCACGCACAUUUGACAGGCACAAGUUGCACUUAGCGGCUGUUGCUGUAAACAUAGCUAACAGACGCCUAUAUGGUGUCAAUGAGGCCUCUCCUCUGCUUCAGCUUCCAUACUUUGAUGUGACUCGGCAGUUGCCUCCGGAUAUCAUGCACGAUAUCUUAGAAGGUGGAGCAGAAUGUGUCCUUCGACAAGUCCUAAAAUCGCUCCAAUCUUGUAAAUUGCUGUCUAAGCAAGAUCUGGAUGAAGGUGUCGUCAUUUGA
Dermacentor silvarum is the source of this 1584-nucleotide messenger RNA. RefSeq lists its product as uncharacterized. Bases 1 to 1584 code for a protein of 527 amino acids. The transcript has a single exon. The record is from RefSeq and is a predicted model, not a curated record. NCBI's taxonomy places the organism in Eukaryota, Metazoa, Arthropoda, Arachnida, Ixodida, Ixodidae.